AUCGCUACUUCUCGCCAACCCCAUCACUACUACACCCCCACCGCACCGCCACGUUGGCUUCCCCUACAUUCCAACAUGUCCAAUCAAAACCACGCCUCGUCAAAUCCCAAUCCUAGUCCCUCGGCCGCCGCCGAGGGACCCGCCGCCCCCGGCAGCUAUAGGCCAUCUCCUUCUCCCAGCGCCAUGACGUCCUCGCAGCAAGUCUCGCUGCGAGGACAGUCUACUUUCCGAUCCACCGUGGUCAAGUGGUGGGCCUGACGUGACUUCCGCUGAAAUGCCUGAGCGAACCAAUGGGAGCUCAGGUCGGUACGAGCCUGUGAGAGGGGACGUGCCGCCACUACAAACGCAAUCAGCACAUGGUCAAGAUGAUCCGCAGCGCCGCUUUAUGAACGCAUCUUUAGGGGGGCAAAAAGCCGCCAUGCCUCCUUCUCCGCCUUCUACGGUUGAUGAAGACGAAGGAAGCACAGCGGGCGAUUUGACGGAGCAGGCCGGACGUAUGCAGGUGCGCAGCCAAGUAGAGGAGGACGAGGAGCUGGAUGAAAUUGAGGAGGAGGAAGGACAGAGCGAUGACGAUGACGACUUCGAUGACGAUGGCGCAGCGUCCCAAGCCUCAUCUUACGCACCGGCCUCUGUCUCCUCGUCCACGGUCCACCAACUCACGGCCGCCGCCACAGCGAUUGCGAGCACGCGCGGCGCCUCGCCGCCAUCUGCUGCGCAAGGAAAGAAUGCAGGAUCGGUCCAGCAUCCCCACCCUUCGACGUACCGCUCGCCUGGAUCGUCGUUCUCCAGCAACGCCUCUUCACUGCAGCGUCUCACCAAUCCGCGCGCAACCAGCAUCGCAGCCGCAAUGUCGCGCCUACCGGACACGCCCCUCCCAAGCGCGACGACAUCUCCGGCUUGCAUUGCCUCGCUCAGCCAUCACCCGACGCAGAGUGCGCAAGCCUUCUUCAGCACGAAGCUAUUCACCGACUUCCCUACAUCAAAGGGCAGCGAGGGAUUGGUCGGCGUGGCAGACGAUGCCGGCGUUGACCUCGCCUGUCCCGGAUGGGAAGGGGCUGUACUUGACCAAACCCGGCUUGGCGGUGGUCGUACGCUGUACACUCUUCUCCCUCCCAGCGCUCGCGCCGAGCGUUUGCGCGAGGACGUGCUCGCUCUCCUAGAUUUGGCGUCGGAGAAGCUCGGCUGCGGUGUCGUGGUCAUUGCGGUGGACAAGCAGGGAGUGACGGACGACGCGGAGCGCAAGGCUGUGCUCCACGGGCUGUGCUACGUUGGUGGGAGCGUGGUGAGUGCGCAUGGCGGCAAGGACCCGAUAUCCAGGUGUACGGUGAGGAGGGGGACCGCGCUCGUGGCGGUAGAACUCUAAGCGGGGGCGCUGUAGCCCUCGACAGCAUCGCACUCUUUCUCAACACCAACUCCCGUGUCACCCUGCUACUGCUUCUCUUUGUCCCGCUUCACGAUUCAAGUUGCGAAUCAAAUAACCACAUCUCAAUUGACAAAAACGAGUCCGUAGCAGAAAGCAAGCCGAGCCCUCACGCCAGCUCGGUGGUAUAGAGUUCCACUGGCCCCCGCCUCACGAGAUUUGAUGACCACAACGCGUGCAGAUCUUCUUCUUGUCGACGAGGAGGGCCAGAAGACCGCACGGGCAG
Molecule: messenger RNA, 1646 nt
Organism: Jaminaea rosea
Lineage: Eukaryota; Fungi; Basidiomycota; Exobasidiomycetes; Microstromatales
Exons: 1
Coding region: 275-1363 (362 amino acids)
Biological process (GO): positive regulation of protein catabolic process
Cellular component (GO): nucleus; cytoplasm
Molecular function (GO): ornithine decarboxylase inhibitor activity
Source: RefSeq, a predicted model, not a curated record